AUGCCUCUUCGCGGUGGCCCGUCGUUGCCAAAAUCUCUGCUCGAAGAGCUCAACAACAAUGCAGGCACGUCCUCUGGUGAUGACGGCAAAAAAUGGUCCAAAACGGGUAAUCGGCAGUUGUCGAGAAAAGAAACCCGGAAACAGGAUCGUCAGUCGCGCAAAGAGCGCAAAGCGGAAUAUUUCACCUCUUUACAUGUUAAUAAUCCCCGUCUGAAAAAUAAACGCAACACCGAGGAUGAACAUCCGGAAUCCCCAAAACGCAAGAAGGUCAAGAUAGCGCACACGCCGAUCACAACCAUCAUUGCUCCUCGAGAUGCACGCUCUUCGCUAUCCCAGCCUAAAAUUUCUAAGGAACGAAUAGCGCCGAGUACAAAGGUUUCGUCCAAAGCCCGCAAAGUACCUCCUCCAACAAUCGAGGUUCCUGUCGCUUCUCGCUCGCGCCAGGAUGAAGAGGAAGAUGCAUACAUUGCGUACUUGGAGUCAAAAUUGGGGUGGAAGAAGGGAGGCAAACGUACAACCAAGUAUGGUAAAGGCGGAAACGAUGGACUUGAUGAUCUUCUGAACGAUCUCGACAACAUGGAGCGAUCUGUAUUUAGCCAGCCAGAGGUGAUAUUGAACACUACAGUAGAGUCUAACGAAAGCGUCUCUGACACAGAGCAAGUUGCAUCCGGCGAGGAAGAGGAUAAGGGAAGUCCCUUAGACGGUGGAAGUUCAUCAGAUGAGGAGGAAUCUGUCGAUGCCGAGAGGGGGUUGGGUUAUGCUGAACGUCUUGACGAUGGUUCAGACGAUGACAAGUCGAGUAGCUCGGUGCCUGCGACCUCAACUCCUGCCGCAGCCGGUUCCAGAUACAUACCGCCGCAUCUCAGGAAAGUUGCACAGGUGGAGGACGAAGGCCAAUCAGAGGAGCAGGUAAAGCUAAGCAGACAAUUGAAGGGUCUGUUGAAUCGGAUGAGCGAGCAAAACAUAGCAUCAAUCGUCGAUGCCAUUGAGGAACUCUAUCGCAGUCACAGGAGGCACGAUGUUUCGUCGACUCUGACGACUCUAAUCAUUGAUGGGAUAUCGGCUCAUUCUGCCUUGCUCGAUUCUUACGUCGUUCUGCAUGCUGCCUUCAUUUCCGCCUUCCACAAGCUUAUUGGUGUUGAAUUUGCCGCGUUCUUUGUACAGCAUGUUGUAAAUGCAUAUGAGCGCUACUUUCCGCAACCAGCCCAACAGCCAGUAGAAGAUCGUGGUGACGCCGCCGGUUCUGGACGUCAGCCAAAUGACGAGACUAUAGGCAAAGAGUGCACCAAUCUCGUGGUCUUACUCUCCGAGCUUUAUAAUUUUCAGGUCAUCUCAUGUGUAUUGGUGUAUGACAUUAUUCGCGGGCUUCUAGACGGCGAGCUUACGGAAUUCAAGGUUGAGCUUUUACUCAAGGUCACACGGAAUUCCGGAUAUCAAUUAAGGCAGGACGAUGCAACUGCUCUGAAAAGUAUUAUUCAAAUAGUACAGUCGAAACUUUCCGGUCAAGCCAAUGUCAUGACGCAUGUUAUUGUACGCUUUUGCAACAUGAUAUCAGCUGAUCUUAUGCACUUCAGUUCCCGAGCCCGUUUCAUGGUCGAAACUUUGACCAACCUCAAGAACAACAGGACCAAGCGUGGCACUGCCCACAAUGCUGGAGAUGAAACUGUGGAACGGCUGCGGAAAUUCCUGGCUGGCUUGGGCAAGAAGAGACACGUUCUUGCACACGAGCCACUACGUGUAACCCUCGCAGACCUGCAUUCAGCAGAAAGUAAGGGCAAGUGGUGGAUCGUUGGCGCUGCAUGGGGAGGCGAUCCUCUGGUUGAGCACGCAGAAAAUCAGCGCGAAGUCCAAGACAAGGCUGAAUCAGAUUCUAUUGACAAUAACGUCUUACUCAAACUAGCAAGGAAACAGGGUAUGAAUACAGAAAUCCGACGCGGAAUAUUUGUCGUUUUGAUGAGCAGCGAUGACUAUGUGGAUGCUUGUGAGAGGCUGUCGCAGCUCAAACUGUCGGAUGUUCAGCAACGAGAAAUCAUCCGGGUCAUCCUCCAUUGUUGUGGAAACGAGAAAUCGUUCAAUCCAUAUUACAUACUUGUUGGCCAACAGCUGUGUCAGACGUCUCACUCACAUAAGAUCACAUUGCAGUUCUGCCUAUGGGAUUUCCUGCGGGAUCUGGGUGAGACGAAUGUUGGGGGAGCCGAGCUGAUCAAAAAUUUGGGUGAAGAUGGGGGAUUCGGCGUGAAGAACAUAUCGUCCACAAGAAUGAAGAAUGUAGCGAGAGCCUAUGGGUGGUGGAUUGCGAAGAAUUGUUGCACUCUCGCUAUCCUAAAGCCCGUGGACUUCACCGUGCUCAAACCGCGAUCGCAAACCUUCCUCAAAGAGUUGUUCACACACAUAUUCAUAAGCACUCAGCUCUCCACUCCACUACUAAAUGUUGACCCUGAGAAUAUGCCGACGACUAGAAACAGAAGUCCAUUGGAGGAGGUUUUCAUGAAAGCAGCGAGGAUGCAGACUCUGGCUAUUGGUCUGGUAUAUUUUGCGCGGCAGGCAUUCAAUGAAAGCGACGAUAACAGUGGAUAUCUAAACUGGGCUAGCCAGGUGGCUCGAGACACAUUGCGGACAGGGAUAGAUAUCGUUGCAGGGCUGUGA
Messenger RNA from Fibroporia radiculosa, 2646 nucleotides. RefSeq lists its product as uncharacterized. Gene Ontology annotation, biological process: ribosomal small subunit biogenesis. The transcript has 13 exons. The record is from RefSeq and is a predicted model, not a curated record. NCBI's taxonomy places the organism in Eukaryota, Fungi, Basidiomycota, Agaricomycetes, Polyporales, Fibroporiaceae. Gene Ontology annotation, molecular function: protein binding; RNA binding. Gene Ontology annotation, cellular component: nucleolus. The coding region runs from base 1 to 2646 and encodes 881 amino acids.